This is a messenger RNA of Ectocarpus siliculosus, 2523 nucleotides long. The record is from the annotation of a GenBank genome assembly. NCBI's taxonomy places the organism in Eukaryota, Phaeophyceae, Ectocarpales, Ectocarpaceae.
AUGGAUUUCGACCGGAAUGCCAUCGGAUCUCUGGAGGACGUCCAUCGGGAAUGGGACAGCCUCGAGACCGAGCGUGUCAGGGUGGAAGACAAGCUGCGGAGUUUCGACGCACCGGCUGGGGGCAGGGGCGGUGGCUUUGGCGGGCGGGGGGUAAGGGUCAUGGGCGGUGGCAGGGGCAGGGACAGGAGUGACGGGGGAGACUGGCGCAGGGAUAGGCCCCGCGACACCAGCAAUGGCGGUCGCGAGGAGGCCCCACACAGACCUUCCCAAGCAUCGCGAGACAAGUACCGCGCGAUGUCGGGUACGUGGGAGCGAGGGCUAGACCCUGCAACGGCUGCCCUGGACGAUGACGCCCCGCCGGAAGGCAGGGGGAGGGGCGGCGGCGGGACGGCGGGGCUUCGGGGAGGCACCAAGGGUUCCAUCGCGCAUUACCAACGCCCAGCAGACAGCCACGGUGACAGGAGGGGACGGGGUAGAGACCGCGGUGUGGCCCCGAUGCACGGAGCUGGUGUGCGGGGGGACAGGGACGGUAUGCGGGGCGAUAGGACCGGCGACAGAGACGUCUUCUCGCGGGGAGGACGAAGCGGAACGCGGGGGGACAGGGCGCGGGGAGACUUCGACCGGUUCAGGAACGGUGGCUCGGGGGGACGAGGAGAAGGGUCGCGGGCACGCCGCGAGUCUAAUGGCGUCGGGGGUGGCGGCGGUGAGCCGGAAGCGAAGCGACCUCGGGUGACGAGCACGAUCGUCGUCGCGGGCGACGAGGACACGAACGGGGACGGGACGACGGAAAACGGCGAGCUGGACCGCUGGAACACCGAGCUUCCCCCCGCAUCACCACCACCAGCGACAGAAGCUGCUGCAGCAACAGAAACAACAGCGACGACAACAACAACUCCAGACGACGACCUCGUGGACUACGAGCCGGAGGCAGAACCGGAGGAGGACACCGCUAGCGGGCCUCCACCCGCCGCUGCCGCCGCCGCCCCCCCCGGCGAGGCAACGGGCCAGGAAGACGAUCAGCAGCCCACGGAAGAGGACGAGGGCGGCGGGCGUAGGCCCGUCGGCAAGAUCGUGGUCGUUUCGGGCGGCGGCCCUAGAGGGCGCGCUGCCAACAUCGGCGGCGUCGCUGGCAGCGGCGGCGGGCGCGGGAGCCUGGCUAGCAGGCUGGGCCCUCCCAUGGGGAGGCCGGUGAUGGUGAAAGGGGGUUUGGGGGACAACGGCGGGGAAGGGGGCUUUAUGCCGCUGUCGGAGAGGCCCAUGCCGGAGCCCUCGAAGCCAGAGCUUCACGUGGCGUACAAGGACGGGGACACCAAGAAGCGAAACAGGAGGAUGUUCGGUGGCCUCAUGGCCCACCUCGGCCGAGCGCGACAGCAGCUAGACCACGACAAGUCCAUUAUCCAGCGGCAGAAGAGCGUGGUCGAGAUGGCGGCGAUCAGGCAGGCGCAAGAGAAGAGGCAACGCCGACAGAUGGCUGAAACUGCGGCUCGUGAGGAGCGCGACGAGGAGCUGCACAAGCGCGACUACAUCCGCGCAAGGCAGCAGAAGACCUUGGUUGCUCUUCACGGAAACGGUUUCAUCGCCAACCAGGAGCAGCUCAAGGGGUUCAUCUUCACAAAGACCCUGCCCAAGCUAGCUUGGUCACCCAACGAGCAUACCGACGUUACCCAGGCUCUGCUGGCAGACUCUAGCAAAGAGAUUGACGGUAACAUCGAGCGGAGGAAAGAGGCCGACGACAAGGAGUUCCAGAAAAUCGACGAUUCGGUUGCCGAACGAGCCGCGACGCGGGCCAGCCGGAGGAUGGCACACGCUCCGGGGGGCCGGCAGAUGGGGGUGCGGCAGGACAGGGACGCCAACUCCCACGGAGAAGGCAACGGGCAUCGCUGGCAGAUGGCGGCGGGAGAGAGUGACACGAACGGGGAGGGUCCCGGCCAAGCCCGCACGGUCGCUCAGGAUGAUGGCGACGGCAAUGCUGGUGCGACAGGGGACACUGGCGGCGCCUCGUCCAGGAGCCAAGACGUGGUCGAUGAUGCAGAUCAGCCUGGGGCGGCGGUGUCGGAAGCGGACGGCGCCGAGGGCCGGGAAAUGGCUGGCGGUGCCGGGGACGGGAUGGAAGUGGACGGCGAUGAUGUCGGCGUCGCCACCGGCUAUGCCGAGGCUGACGAUGCAGGGGGACAGGAGGGAGCGGAGACAUCUCCGCGCAGGAGCCUCGCCCCUGCCGCCGCAGCAGGCGGUGAUUUGUCCACUGGGGAGGAGGAGAACAACGGUGGUGGUAGAGGCGGCGGCGACGCCGAGAAGGCGGGCGGCGGCGGCGGUGGUGGUGGUGAUGGCGGCGACGGGGUGGAUGGCAGGACAGAAGCGAUUGCCGAGGCGAUUGGCGAGGAGGAGGUGUCCCGGGCGGGAGGGGGCGGGGAUACCGAUGCCGAAGAAGGAACGAAGAAGAAGAAAAAGAGCAGCAAGAAGGACAGGGGAAGCGGCAGCGGCAGCGGGCGCAAGAAGUCUUCCCGGCGCAGCAGCGACAAGUAA